CAUACACAUACAUAUCCUCGACUUACAAUUAGCUUGAGCCUCAAUAUUCUGCAGCAGGAAUUCUAUUCCCCGAUAAAAAUAACUUGGUGACACUUUACACAAGGAUAAAACAGCACACGUUUUUUUCAAGCUCUUUUUCUCCCCCUCUUUUUUCCUUUUUCUUUUGUUUUUAUUUCUUAUGCAGCAACUCGGAAACAGUCUCGAUAGUAUUGGUUACAUAUAUCCAAGAAAACUACUUGAUCAUAAUAGCUUACAGAUAAAGGAAUCGACGUUGCCAGCUGAAGUAUUGUGUCAUUAUUUCGAUAUUUUAAUUAGUGAUCCAAAUGAAUUUCAAUACCCAGCAUUAUAUGAGCAGUUUAAAAAGGUUAUACAUUCACCUAUUUCAAUCCCUUUAAAAAAUGAAACACUAAUGCCACCCAAAAGGCAAUAUGUCAAGAAUGAUAAACGAAGACGAUAUUUGAUAGAAGAAUUUAUAAAAACAGAGGCCAAUUAUUUGACAAGUUUAAAAACGUUUGUACUCUUAAUAGUGGAACCUUUAAGGCAAUUUGCCAAAGAUAGACAUAACCCGAUCAUCGGACAAUACGAAUGUUCAAAUAUUUUUAUGAACAUUGAUGAGAUCAUUCAAGUAACAGAAGAAUUCUAUCGUGAUCUAAUUUCUGAUCAUGAUACUAAUCUGGGUAAUUUAUGCUCAGCUCAUUUGCGUCAGUUUAGUUGCUAUAACAAAUUCUUAUCUGGUAUCCAUAAUGCCAGAAUACUUAAUGAAAAGCAGCUAAAGAACCCACAUUAUGUCGAGUAUUUAGAGGCUGCCAAUGAGCAAAUGAAGAGUAACCAGACAGUGUAUGACUAUUUAGCCUUACCUAUUCAACGUAUUGGGAGAUAUACAAUGUAUUUUAAAGAGCUGCUGAAACACACUGCAGAUGACCAUGCGGACUUACCUGGGUUACAUCAAGCACUUUUGAAAGCUGAAGAGAUUGCAAACAUGACGGAAGAAGCACAUACACAGGCAUUGAAGAUAUUUAGUAGAUUGCUGUUAACCAUCCAUGCUUGUCCUGAAUCCCUGAUUAACUCUCACCGUCGAUUCUUGUGUUAUCUGGACGUAGCUCAGCUCGACAUACAAACAAUGAAACACCUAUACCCUGUAACGUUAUUUUUAUUCUCUGAUAAAAUUAUGGUCGUACGACGUCCGUCGUAUGAUACCGAUGGUUUGGACCUUUGUGGACUCGAUCAACGUUUGUAUGAAGGCUCAGAAAAACUAGACUUUUGUAUCAGCAGAGACACGUUCUCUUCCGGAAAACUCAAAUUUCUAGGCUGGAUAAGCCUAGCUGACAUAAGUCUUCAUGAAGGACCUCUGGGUACGUUUUUGAUUUUAAAUAUUUCAAUACUAACUCCAGUGACAGAUGCAUCAUUUACUUUAUUGUGUAACAAUACGGGUGCCUCGCCACCUUCUUCCGAUAACACAGAUGAAAAAACGCAGAAAUCAUUAGAGGCUUACUUUCAACAAGAUCAUGCUCACAUCUUCAGUUUAUCUCCAAGCGGCAAUUUUAUUAAUAAACAAUACCUUCAUACUGUCGAAAAGGCCUUAUCCUAUUUUGCUUACCAAUUUGGAAAGGCAAGGAAUGAAUGCAGAACAGCUCAUGAAGGACGUAUAGAUACAACGUAUUGUCAGUGGAAUCGCCAUCAUUUUUUUACAAACAUCUACUUCAUGGCUCAGUAUGAUGAAGUGCCAAAUAAGAGUGAAAUAGCCUUAUUCUAUACAGAAUCAAAUACGAUUGAUGUUGAAAGUAUUCUUAGUAAUAAUGAUGGCUCGCCAAACAUGGUAGGUUUUAUUGUGCCUCAUGAAAAGGACAAUAACUACAGAUUUGCUAUACGUAGCAAGUGUGCCAUUGGUAAUACAAAGAAUAGUCAGGUACUUUUGACAUUCCGAGCAAGCGAUGGUUUCUUUAUUCAUGACGCCCGAAACUUACUGUUUGGCAAUCUUCUCGCCUGUGAUCGGGAUUUACAGACAGCGAAUCGAAUAGAAAAUGCAAAACAUUUAAGAUAUGAACACAGCUCAUCUCAUGAAGGCCUAAAGUUCGUUACUAAACAAGACCUGAAGCGCAAAAAAAGUCGACCGACAUUCAAGUUAUUUUCUUCGCUUGCAGGACACAGCAGCAACAGUAGCAAUAGUAUCAGUAGUAGCAGUAGCAGCAGUAGCAGCAGCAAUAACUCAUCAUCUAUCGCUUUUCAAGGACCUAAUUCACCUACAACGGCCACUAGUUCAUUUUAUUCCAAACAAAAAGCAUCCUAUACGCAUAAUGACUAUCUUAUCGAUUUAGAGGCUUCUUUUUGCUCAAAGCGCUAUUCUACAGGCUCGUCUUCCUGUAACAGCUCCAUUCGAUCUCACCGAAGCAUAGACUCCAAAUCAACAUUGCAAUCCAUUAAUUCUUCUUCCUCACGGCACAAGAGUGAAAAGCAACAUAUUCCGGAUUUAUUGGAACUGUUUCCAGUUUCGAAACUGGGUAAACUUGGAGAAAGGCACUCAGAUGUUAUGCUUGGUCAACAAAGACAGCUUAGUCCAAGUGUUCAUCCUACCCGUACUGCUUCUUGCGAAAUCCUGUCUGCAGCAAGGAAGGAAAGGGGUAUAUUAGAAACGGUUUUUAGUUCAAGUGAUCUACAUCGACCAUCAAGUAGUAUUGGUAGUAGUAGCAGGGAGCCUACGCCUGUUAUGACUGAAAGUGGUGAGUCUUCAAUUAAUAGUCGACAAAGCACACUAUCCACUAUGAACAGUCAGCGCUCGUUAUACCAGCAAAUGUUCGAUACACCGCCAACUCCUAUGCUCAAGGCGCGGCCAACAUCAGAUCUGUUGAUCCCUAUCGCUGCUCCAGACGAUAGUCAGCAGAUGCAUGUGAGGUUUUUCUCAGACUUUAAGAAACCGGCGUUAGAUACCGAGUUACAUCUUGAAUUGGAAGAAAAGAAUAGGACCAUCAUCAUGCUCAAUUCGCUACUUCAGAAGAAGGAUCAGGAAAUAAGUAUGCUCAAGGCAGAUCUAGAAGAUUCUGUGUCAGAGUUAGGCACUGUCUGUGAUAAAUUUAACCUUGAGCUAGAUAAUCUGGCUAGAUUAUAUGAGCACAUGCAUUAUGAUGACGACCCGGACAGCAAUAGACCACAUAAUCCAAGUGCAGAAACUCAGCUGCGAAGGGUACUUGAGGCCACUAUGAAGGAGCGUAAUCAAUGGCAACUGAAAGCAAUUGAGCUUGAACGCAAGCUCAAGAUACUAGCAUUAGGAAACGAUAGAAGUGGCAAUAGUGGUCAAUACAAUACCAAAUUUACUGUAAAUAGACAACGACACUCAUAUCACGGACCAUCUGAGGGAGGACAGUUUUAG
Messenger RNA from Rhizopus microsporus ATCC 52813, 3364 nucleotides. RefSeq lists its product as uncharacterized. The record is from RefSeq and is a predicted model, not a curated record. NCBI's taxonomy places the organism in Eukaryota, Fungi, Mucoromycota, Mucoromycetes, Mucorales, Rhizopodaceae. The transcript has 18 exons. Bases 179 to 3364 code for a protein of 1061 amino acids. Gene Ontology annotation, molecular function: guanyl-nucleotide exchange factor activity.